Diatraea saccharalis (sugarcane borer) is the source of this 1713-nucleotide messenger RNA. The record is from the annotation of a GenBank genome assembly. Lineage: Eukaryota; Metazoa; Arthropoda; Insecta; Lepidoptera; Crambidae.
AGACAAUGAUGGCCAUAGGUGUUAAAAUGUUCUUUUGAAAAAUAAAAAUCCAUCUAUUCCAUAAUAUUUUUUUAAAUAUAAAUCAGUUAAAUAUGGUUACAUAAGUUCAACAGUGAAUCAAAGAUAAUACAUAUAAUGGCUGUACAUCUCUACGGAAUAUAAACCUGGAAAACUAUCGCGAUGGCCGAUUUGCGAAAUCGCAGACGCGCUGUCGGCACAAACGGUGACGUAAUACGGGACGAAGAAAAAAAACCACAACCUGAAUUCGUUGCACGGGAAUCCAUGCUGACAGUCCUACUGGAAAACUCGAAACACAUCAGAGCGAUUUACCAUAUAUUCGUGGUCAUAUUGCUUGUGCUACUAUGUGACACGGUCAUAUUCGACUUCGUAGAGAGAGGAAAAAUAAAUAUCGGUUUAUCGGUGGUGCUUACUGGAUUUGGAGAUAUAAGGCGAUGUGCAAAACUAUGGCUGUACGAAUUUGCAGUUGCUCUAUUGGUUCAUCCCUGCUUGUUACUAUUCCAAGCAGGUGUUAAAUUACUAAAAGGAAAUUCAGCGCUAUGUCGAGUGUGGACAAUACUGGGCGUUGCCGGUUUGAUAUUACUACAGAUUGCCCUAAUCGCUGUACCCGUUUGGGAUUUAGGGAAGAAUUAUCUUGCACUUGCAUCGUCUGCGACAGUUUCUUUAGAAAUGUUCCGUUUUGCAAUGAAAAUCCAUGCUAUAGCGGUGGCGUGUGGCCCUCGUUGCUAUAGUGAUGAACCUCUGCCUUCGUUUAAACAUUAUGUUUACUUUUUAUUCGCACCCACUCUGCUCUACAGGGACCAAUAUCCAAGGACAAAGAAAAUUCGUUGGGGUUUCGUAUUGUACCAUUUCAUGGAAGUCGCCGCCAUUAUUUUUUACAACAGCUUUCUUUGGGAGCGCUUCAUUCUACCGUACUGGUCCGAUUAUGGGAAACAACCUAAGGUAGAAGCAGGCACUGUGGUGCGUGGUAUGUUUGCCUGCAUACUACCUGGUGUAAUCUCGUUCCUCGCUGGCUUCUAUAUGUUGCUGCAUGCCUGGCUUAACGCCGCUGCCGAGAUUCUCACGUUCAGUGACAGGUACUUUUAUGAGGACUGGUGGACGACGUCGCAGUUUUCCACAUACUAUCGAACGUGGAACAGAGUCGUGCACUCUUGGCUGCGGGACCACAUCUACAAACCACUAGCACCGACCGUCGGCCGCGUCCUAGCCAUUUCAAUUGUAUUCUUGGUCUCAUCAAUAGCGCACGAGAUCGUGUUGGCUCUAUCAUUUGGCUUCUUUUAUCCUGUGCUUCUGUUGAUGUUUGGCGUAUGUGGUUUGCUGAUGGUGCCGCUGACAGCCACGACCGGACACCGUUACCCCAACAUCCUAAACCUAUUGAUGUGGCUCUCUUUCUUCGUUGGCAAUGGUAUUCUGUGGAGUUUGUAUCCUAUGGAAUACUUCGCAAGGAAGAACUGCCCACCUUCAAAGAACGACAGCUUCUUCGUGCCCAAGUCUUGGUCUUGUCCCGAAAUCGUAUUGAAGCCAAAUUGGACAUUCCAUAAUCCUUUUGACAUAAUUUAUUAACUAAAAAGGACAAUGUUAUGAAUAAUGUUAUAGAAAAAUUAUUUACUGUGUAGAAUUUAUUAAUGUUUUUUAACUUGUAGUGGUGGCUACCUACUAACUUGAUAAAAUAAAAUAAUAUAAUUAUCUACGUAU